AUGAUUUUUCAAUACCAAGGUUUAUCAACUCUUUCGAAAACAAACAUUUCUAACUGCGUUUCAUUCUGGUCAACAGCUUUUCGUUAUUCGGAAGCUACAUUAACAACAAAUGUUUCAUUUUGUAAUUUUGAGAAUUUAGAAGCUGGGAGUAUAAUCAAUUAUUUUAGUUUCUGUGAUGGAAGAAUUGAAAGAUGUAAUUAUGUUAACAACUUCCAAACGCAGUGGAAUUAUGGAUUAAUUUUUGCUGAUUCAAAAAGACUUGAUAUUUAUGAUUCAGUUUUCCAAAAUACUCUAACAGUUGAGCGUGUACCAAUAUUUUAUGCUUUUGGCGGACAGAUUUAUAUAUAUCGAUGUAAUUUUGAUGAAUAUUUCGCUUCUUCUGAAUCUAGUGGAUUUGUUGAUAAUUCAAGUAUAUCAACAGAUCCAUUUUCUAAUGACUUAGAGUUCAAUGAGUUUCAUCGUGUGAAGGAGAUAUAUAAUAUUGUUUGUCCGAAUCAAAGAAAAUAA
This is a messenger RNA of Trichomonas vaginalis G3, 507 nucleotides long. RefSeq lists its product as uncharacterized. Bases 1 to 507 code for a protein of 168 amino acids. NCBI's taxonomy places the organism in Eukaryota, Parabasalia, Trichomonadida, Trichomonadidae. The record is from RefSeq and is a predicted model, not a curated record. The transcript has a single exon.